Malaya genurostris is the source of this 506-nucleotide messenger RNA. RefSeq names its product SOSS complex subunit C homolog B. Gene Ontology annotation, cellular component: nucleus; nucleoplasm; SOSS complex. The transcript has 3 exons. Gene Ontology annotation, biological process: DNA repair. The record is from RefSeq and is a predicted model, not a curated record. Bases 129 to 506 code for a protein of 125 amino acids. NCBI's taxonomy places the organism in Eukaryota, Metazoa, Arthropoda, Insecta, Diptera, Culicidae.
UAUUUUACAUCGUGGUUAUCAAAUUUCAAUUUGUCAUUUUUGGAAAAGUUCUCCUUUCGGAAAUAUUGAAAGUUGUAUUGGAAUAAUUCGUGUAAACCUGUGAACAGUAACCCAGUUCAUAAAGCUUAAUGGCUUUUCCAAAUACCAAUGCGCAAACCGAUGUGACCAAAAAGAUUCUGGAGGAUAUACAAAUAAAAAAACAGCUUUUGCAGAAAGGAGUUAGUCCAGUUGCGUCUACCAUCAAUUCAUCGGCAGGCCUUACAAUUCCGCAGUACAUCCAAGCAAACAGUCUAGCCCAGACUACUCAACAAACUGAAAGUUCAAUCAACGCAACUGCUAAAGCUGUGUGGAAUCAAGCUCUCAGUCAGUCAAACGGAUUUUUUAUUCCUCAAGACUCUUUGUUUGGGAACAGUAUUAUUCCAGUAAUACCCCGAUUUGAAAAUACAACCACAACAGGUAGUGGUAGUGGAACUGCAUCAAGUAGUCCCACAUCAUCGCAUAAAUAA